Molecule: messenger RNA, 2283 nt
Organism: Echinostoma caproni
Lineage: Eukaryota; Metazoa; Platyhelminthes; Trematoda; Plagiorchiida; Echinostomatidae
Source: the annotation of a GenBank genome assembly
AUGGUUCUUCAAUCGAUUGGUUCCACCAAACCUCUGCUGGUCUCAGUCUCCAGUCCGUCAAUCACAUCUUGUCCCGAGGGAACAACCCAUUGGUCCCGUUCGAACAACUCGACCGACUCAUUGUUCCAGUUUCCUCUCGAGAACGGUAUCAGUAAUUCGUCUGUGGAUAUGAAUUUACUGGCCAAUUUGUACCAGAUCAAAACCGAGUCCGCAACCCCGUCACCGCUAAUCACGCAGACGCUUUAUCGAACCAUAAUGCAACAGUUUGGAGGAAUGCCCACAGACCCGGCCACUCUGUCUCAACUGCUCACUGCGUUGUGCCGACGUUUUUCGCCUUCCGACUAUCGUGCAUCGCCUGUCACAGCUGCCGCUCCAGCUCCAGCUACCACUCCGGCACAAGCCCCCAAUGGAACCGGCACUGGGACACCCAGUUUCGCCAUGACAGCCGCCAUAACCAGUGCACUGAGUUCGAAUGCGUCUACAGUUGGUCCGCAAAUUUUACCCGCAUGUUCACCGUUGCUACAGUUAGCCAUACGUCAAGCGCUCAGUCAAUGUCUGCCCCAUUUUACCCAAUUGAACAUUCAAGGUCACUUGGAAAUAUCCGUUGGGUCCGCACAGACCACACAGAGUGCGACUAUUUUGAAAUUCAAUGAUUCCACUUCCAGUCUACCAGCCUCAGCCGUCAGUUUGCCGAACAAGUCUGACGACGUCAAUUUCCCUAGAUCUGAAUUCACCGUACCAUGCACAAGCCCGAACACUUCGACUGCCAGCACUGGUAUUAUGACUUUCUCAAAUGUCGCGGAUGUGAGUCAGGAUGCGACACAAUCCAGUGCUACGAGUUCGUCUCGACGCAAAUCAACCAACCCGAUCAAAUGUGAGGUGUCUGACAAUGUGUCAGACACAUUGCCCGGUCCCGAUCUGAAUAUGUCACCUGACAACACCAGUCCAUCGAUUCCGCCCGGUCGCUCCAGUCCGAUUAGUCCAUCCACAGACUCCGGCGUGUUGGAUCUGUCACGAAACGGCUCCUUGGCUGGCUCGGCUCCAAUCACACCAAUGAAAGAUUCACUCAUCCACCAUCCGUUGAUGGAACCGAUGGAGCAAACCGGACGACAUCAGCUAUUAGAAGCGUAUCAGAAACAGAUGGCCGCUUUCAGCCAGUAUCACAAUGUGUGGAAUCGAGCUAUGUUGCUUGGAACGUUGGACUCGUGUGUGAAUGGAGAUGCCCCCAAUUUCACUCAUUCAUCCAGUCCACCGUCCAAUCUAUUCACCGCAGUCUCGAAUGGCACACUGUCCGCUCCGAAUAGUCCCGUCAAGCCCGUUCGACGACAACGUAUUAACACGGGAUGCAGCUUGAGUAGCGGUGGUGGUGCUGGUGGCAGCAGCGGCGGUACAACUGGAACGAAUCAUCGUGUGAACAGCGUCGCGCGACGUCCGAGUUCGAAUCGUCGUUUUCCUUGUAAUCAGUGCCGCGAAGAGUUCCCCUCGUUGCACACACUGGAAGAGCAUACCAUGUGUCAGCACGGUACCUACCGGUGUCAUAUUUGCAAAGCUCAAUUCACCCAACGCUCUAAUCUUCAACGUCACGCACUCAAACAUGUCGGAUUCAAACCUUUUGAAUGUCGCGUGUGUUCCAAAGCAUACUACCGCAAAGAUCACCUGAUGAGGCAUAUGGAAAUGGGGCAUCCGGGUUACACACCACGAGAAAACAUAACUGUGCAUUUGACCUCCUCUGAGAGUUUAGACUACCUCAAUCGAUCCAAUCCACAACUGGGACAGGGAUUGUCGUCCUCGGAUUCCCCCGGGGACGUCACGUUGCAUCCGUCGCCCAACGAGAUUGCUGAUCAUGGGAUCAGUAUGGAUGUAGAUGACGAAUUGGGCCACAUUGAAGGAGAAGUCGAGACGGAAGAGGAGAUGGGAGACGACUUGCAUCAGUCAACCUUGUCUCAUGAAGCCAGUAGACAUCGAUUUGAAAGUACCGGGUCACCACACGAGUCCGGGGAUUCUUUUGGUGAAGACGAGUUGAAUGAACCCGUGGCACGUACUCCGAGUCAGUCCAGUUUGGUGAGCGAGUCUGCUGAACGAGCUUCAAUCACUGCUCACGUCCACAUAAAUCUUGAUAUGGCAGACUUGGAUUGGAUUAGUUGGGAUCGAUCGUGUUUAUUCAAUAUCUCGAAUCCUUUUGAAUCGGUAAUAGUUGAACGACACGAGAAACACUCGCACACGAUUUGUGCUCAGUCCGUUUUCAUCUGCGCCAGACGUGUAUGGUUUGAACAAAUCACGUGA